GCAACAUCAGCAGAAGCAAUAGAGAAAACAAAGAACGACUGGGCAAGAGAAGGGCGGAAAUGAAUAAUUGUUCUUUAGAUGAAGAGGAAAUGUAGAAUUGUUGAAGGCAUCGGUUACUAUUACUCCAGUAAUCACCUACCUACCUGCCAUAUAUUUGCCUGGAAAAGACUAGCUGACUGGCUGCAAACAAACAAGCAAACAAUGAGACAGACAUUCAAGCUGCCAUGUGAAUCUGCAGAGUUCAAUAUUCCUACAUAUCCUUGCAGGUGGAGGUGGCAAGCUAAGCUUUACAGCCUUACUUACAAGUACUUUGGUACUCCACUCCAUCUCCAGGAGAGAGAGAGACCCUUCUCUUUGCCUACUUCCUCAGUUGAUUCCGAGGGAGACAUGCAUUGACUGGCUCUCUCUCGAAGCUGCAGCUUGUGCCUCAGCCAACCCUGACCUCUCUUUCCAUGUAUUUUACAGUCAGCGGAUUCCUCCCUCUUUAAUCUCUUUACAGGUAAGUUGAGGUGCUCGUCAUGACGACCCUAACUAUUCGUUGGCUAUUCCUUCUUUUUGUAACUUCUAUGGCCGGCCUCUGCAUGCUAUGCUACUGAGAGUAGUAUGGAACCAUGCGUGCUCAAAAGAUUUGAGCUUUAUUAUGUGUGACAUCUAGCCCCAUCGCCACACUUAUCAGUAGCCGAUCUUUUCAUUGUUACUUCCUUUUUCCACAUCCAGCGGGAGAAAUGGAGAUAUGGAGCAUUAGAGUGGCCUCCUGCCUCUUAGUCUUCUCCUUGCUUCUGUCUGACACACCUGGGUCCUGUGCUUCCAUCAAUGAACUAGGGAAAGACCCAACUAGGUCUUUAUCGAAUUGCAGACAAUGGAAGCUUUUUGGUCGCUGUUCUUGGUUGGGAGUGGGGUGCUCAGAUGAUGAUGGUAGACCGGUGGCUUUAACAACUCGGGGUGUCAUCCAGAGGAGACUCCUACUGCAUCCAAGAGACCAGCUUGGCCCAGCAUCUUCGAACCAUGCAUUUGGAGACAAACCACAUCUUGAUCCUUCAUCCAGGCCUGCUGGUCUUGAACCUGAAACUAGAAAGUCUUUCACGCUACCUCACUGGGCAAUCUACACAUUGGCCAUCACCGGAGCAGUCUUCCUCUUGGUUGCAGCUACUAGCAUGUAUCUAUUCUUCUCUGGUAGAAAGAAGGAUAAUACUGUCAUGCCAUGGGCUACUGGACUCAGUGGACCACUCAGGAAAGCCUUUGUGACAGGUGUGCCUUCUCUAGGAAGGGCAGAGCUUCAGGCAGCGUGCGAGGACUUCAUCAAUGUGAUUGGCACUUCAUCCGGCUGCACAUUGUACAAGGGAACUUUGUCAAGUGGAGUUGAAAUAGCUGUUGUCUCCACUUCAGUUGACUCUGCCAAAAAUUGGUCAGAUCAGUCUGAGGAGCAAUUUAGGAACAGGAUCUCUGCGUUGUCCAGAGUGAACCAUAAGAACUUCAUGAACCUACUCGGCUACUGCAAGUGCGACGAGCCAUUCACUAGGAUGAUGGUGUUCGAGUAUGCUCCGUGUGGUUCCCUCUUUGAGCAUUUGCAUAUUAGAGAAGCAGAAGAUUUGGACUGGCCUGUACGGCUGCGCAUCAUCAUGGGAGUAGCAUACUGCUUGGAGCAUAUGAGCCGGAUAGACCCUCCAGUCACCCCAACAAGCCUGAGCUCCUCAUCCAUCUACUUGACCGAUGACUAUGCGGCCAAGAUAUCUGACAUCGAAUUCUGGAAGGACGACGAAGGCUCCGCUUUGCAAAAUGCUAUUGCUGACCAAGAAAGCAUGGUCGUGUACAAGUACGGCAUCCUGCUGCUUGAGGUGAUCUCCGGUCGGCUACCGUUCUCCGAAGACCACGGCCUGCUCGUCUUGUGGGCUUCGAGCUACAUGGACGGCAAGAGGCCGCUCAGCGGGAUGGCUGACCCAACGCUGAAGUCGUCUGUGCCUGACGAGGAUGUGGCGGCGCUGUGUGAGGUUGUGAGACUGUGCAUAAACCCGGAGAGAGAGAAGAGACCAGCCAUGGGAGAGGUCGCGAGGAUGAUGAGAGGUGUCACCGCGUUGUCGCCGGAGCAGGCGACCCCGCGAGACAACCCCCUGUGGUGGGCCGAGCUUGAGAUUGCCUCGUCGGAGACCGGGUGAAAUUCAGAACCGAAGGAGCUAGUAUAGCUAUACUGAAUUUUCCUUUAUUUCGUUUUCAGCUGUCUUGAUGUAUAAUAUACUCUCUUUUCCCCCUUUUUUUCUUUUCCCUCGGAUAACAGCGAACCUGCAAGGUUUUAGAAGUGGAAAGAAAGAAAAGAAAUUGUCAGUGUAAUUAUGGUUUGUAUUCCUUCAAUAUAGGGACCUACUCGUUGAAGGGUUCUGCAAGCAAGACAUUGUUUCACUGCCAAAUCCAAUUCCAUCUGCCA
Phragmites australis (common reed) is the source of this 2419-nucleotide messenger RNA. RefSeq names its product protein MALE DISCOVERER 2-like. The record is from RefSeq and is a predicted model, not a curated record. The coding region runs from base 726 to 2153 and encodes 475 amino acids. NCBI's taxonomy places the organism in Eukaryota, Viridiplantae, Streptophyta, Magnoliopsida, Poales, Poaceae. The transcript is spliced from 8 exons. Gene Ontology annotation, molecular function: ATP binding; protein kinase activity. Gene Ontology annotation, biological process: protein phosphorylation.